AUGAAAAUUCUAGUUUUGAUUCUUUUGUGUUGUUGUUUUCAAGAUGUCAGAAGUUCAAGGGCUGCAGAGAAAGAAGAAGAGGUAAAAAGUUUUUCGAAAAUUUUUAAACUUAUAUUUUCAUUUUUCAGGAACUUAUAAAUCAAUUUACCCAUCAGGGUGAGAUCCAUACACUGCAACAACUUCAACGAAAAAUUGGAGUUUUUUUGAAUCCCGAUGAACAUAUUCAUCGAAAUUAUCAAGAGAUGACUGAUUACAUGUUCAGCUUGAACAAACAAUUUCCAAAUCUAACACAUGUUUAUUCAGUCGGACAAAGUGUUGAAGGAAGAGAGUUGUGGGUGUUGGUAGUUUCGAGAUACGCCAAAGAGCAUCAUAAAAAUAUUCCCGAGUUCAAAUAUAUCGCAAAUAUGCAUGGAAACGAGGUUUGUAGUUUUCAAAACGUGAUAAAUGUGAUUUCAAUAAAAAAAUUAUAGGUUACGGGUAGAGUUUUCCUACUUUCACUUGCUUGGGUACUUCUGCAUAAUUAUAAUCAAAAUUUAUGGAUUCACAAACUUAUGGAUAGUACAAGAAUACAUUUGAUGCCAUCGAUGAAUCCAGAUGGGUAAGUUUUGUGAAGAAGAAAUGAACACAUUUUCUGUCAAUAAAUCCGAUCAACAUCCAUGAAUUACUCCGAGAUUCAAAUGUUAAGAUAUUAAACAAAAAUUAUUUUAUAGAAUUCUCGAAAAGUUCUUUGAAACACUCUAAAAAAUUCUUCUAAUUUGGCUUAUUAAAACAAUUUAUUCUAGAUAUGAAAUCGCACAAGAGGGAGAUCAUUCUCACGUCGUCGGAAGACAAAAUUCAAACGGUUUGGACUUGAACAGAAAUUUCCCUAGCCGAUUCCCAAAUUAUUACCCAACAAGCAGUAUUCAACCAGAAACUAUUGCUGUUAUGAAUUGGACGAGACAUGUUCCUUUCAUUUUAUCUGCAAAUCUUCACGGAGGAACAACUUUGGGUAACUACAUCUUGAAAUGUCUCAUAUAUUUUUUAAUUUUUUUCAGUAAACUACCCGUUCGAUGAUUAUCCAACUCGAAACAAACAACAUAAUUAUUCCCCCUCUCCUGAUAAUGCAUUAUUUGUUCGAUUGGCAUAUUCAUAUGCUCGAGGACAUGAAAGAAUGUGGAAGAAGGGACCAAGAUGUUUGAAUGAGGAAUUGAAUAUUGCAGUUGACCCACAAAAUGGUAUUAUUAAUGGUGCUGAUUGGUAUGCUCUUUUUUUUUAGAAAUAAUUCAAAAUUAAAAACAAAUCAAUGUUUUACAGGUACAUUGUUGCUGGUGGAAUGCAAGAUUGGAAUUAUUUGCACACCAAUUGUUUUGAAGUCACUGUCGAAAUGAAUUGUGAAAAGUUCCCUUAUCAAAACCGAUUGCAAUAUCUUUGGGAAGAAAACAAGUAUACUCUCCUGAAUUUCAUCUCACUGAUUCAUGAAGCUAUCCACGGUGUGAUAAUUGAUGAAGAUACUGGGGGAGGUAUUGUGAACGCAACAAUCAGCAUUGAUGAUCAAUCAAAAAUUGUUGUAAGUUAUGGAAGUGGUGAAUUUUGGAGAUUGGUGAACAUUGGAAAAUAUGAAUUAACUUUUGAUCAUACGGAUUAUCACCCACAAUCGUUGUCUGUUGAGGUGACACAUCGUAAUAGAUCACCAUAUGUUGAGGUAACGUUGUUUCUUACUUGCUUAGAUAGUUUUAUAAAAAUAUACCUAUGCUUAAGGUCAAAUUGAAACGCAUUAUUCCACUGACCACAACGCCAGUUCCAAUAUCAAGAACAACCAAAAAAGCUACCCGAUUAGCUGGUGUAAAACAACAAUCAAGUAAAGAAAAUGAAUACAUAAUACCAGGACAAUAUCCAGGCAGUAACAACCUCCGAAUUAUCACAAUGUCAUCCUCACAACUUAACCUUAAAUAUUUUGCUUCACUUUUUGUACUUUUAAUCUCAGGAAAAAGUAUAUUUUUCUAA
Molecule: messenger RNA, 1983 nt
Organism: Caenorhabditis angaria
Lineage: Eukaryota; Metazoa; Nematoda; Chromadorea; Rhabditida; Rhabditidae
Source: the annotation of a GenBank genome assembly